UUAGGUUUUGAGCAAUACUCAACAGGGAUGGAUCUAAUGUUACUAACCCCUAACAGUAUCUGAACCACCACUUGCCGCCGGCGGCAUGGGAUUCCUUUCCCCACCACGGCUAUAUGAAGGCUGGAAUGAAAUCCUGAAAAUCCAGAAAUUCCGAAGAAUGGUAUCUUAUGCAGGAUUUUACUGUUUCGUCACACUCAUCAGCUACGCCUACACCAAUAACACAACCAGAGCUGGAUACUCGAGGGCUGACCAAUUCUAUGCAUCUUAUCCAGCCGGAACCGAGCUUCUAACUGACACUGAAGCUUUGUAUAAAGCUGCACUUGGCAAUUGUUUUGAACAAGAGGAGUGGGGACCAGUUGAAUGGAGCAUUAUGGCAAAACAUUUUGAACGCCAAGGGAAGUCACCGUAUGCAUAUCAUUCAAAAGUGCCAUUUGCAGUCCGUAUCUCCUGGGUCAAUCAUACAAUUCCACUAUGAAAAGUUGAAGAGCAUAUUACCACAUACCACAUAUAUGUUAAAACAUAAAAUACACCAAUUGUGUUUGACCAUGCAGUCCUUAUAUUUCGUGCCCAAAUUUUGUGUAAAUCAAGUGUCCAUAAAAUAUUUUCAUGCAGUGACUGGUGCUGACCUGAAAUAUUAACAUAGGAAGUGAGAAUCAAUCUAAUCUCAGUGGGGUCAGGCGGCUGUAAAAUGUUGUGUUGUUCACCUCCUGAAAUCCUAAAAUUGUAGAAUGGAAAAACCUCAAUAUAUCCGGGAAACAGUUUGCUUUAUAGCUUUUAUGCUUCUAUGGUUGAGAUGAUUGUAUCAACAAGUUUACCGCAGUCCUGAAUAGAAUUUGAAGCAAAAGUUGGUGUCCAUUUCUAUAACGUAGUUGGGCAUAAUUAGUAACGGCUUCUGCUUUCCUUGUCAAUCUACGUCACUAGGAUCCAAAACUGCAUCACAUUUUUAUCUUGUUUGUUUGUGGCCUUCUACUGGAUUGAGUCUAACCAUUUUGGUUACGAGUAAUGUAUUAUCCUCUUGUUUCUAAUCAUUCUUCACUUGGUAUUUCUUCCUUCGUGUUACUAAGAUUUACAUUGAACUGAUUCUUUGAACUGAAAGUUUUGCCUGCUAGUUAAUACUUACCCGGCUUUUUACAUGUGAUUUUCAAGUACACAAUCAUGCAAUAGGUGAAUAUGAUACUAUGAAAACAAUAUAUCUGCUUGAUAUAAUGUCUGUUCAACCAAAUUGAGGAUCAGAGCCUAAGGGAACCUCGGCAUUAAAUUCCUAGUUCAAGCACGAUAAUUGCUAGCUCUUAUCUGUUUUUGCACUUUUUUUUUCUUUUUUUUUCGUGAGUAACCACUUCUGGGACGCGCCUAAAAAAUUUGGUUGAGACCUUGAAAUUCCUGAUUUAGUUUUGAUAUCCGUUCUUGACGUAGGGGUCUUUUAAGCCAAUUUGUUUAUUAGACUAGGUGAACAUUGACAAUACCUGUUCUACUUCAGAGAGUUGAUAAACACUUUAGGUUAUUCUUAAGCUGCUGAUUUCCUGGUUGAUAGCCUCUAACCAACUCGUGAAAGAAUUGUUCUUAGAGUCGAGAUGGAUCGACUUUGUAAUUCGAUUUUGAAAUUUUCUUUCGUUCAAAGACAAAUUGCGUGUUCUGUUCUGAGAAUUGUAACAUCUAUCUUCUGAAUAGAGUGCAUGCCAUGUUU
Molecule: messenger RNA, 1684 nt
Organism: Olea europaea var. sylvestris
Lineage: Eukaryota; Viridiplantae; Streptophyta; Magnoliopsida; Lamiales; Oleaceae
Exons: 5
Coding region: 86-475 (129 amino acids)
Source: RefSeq, a predicted model, not a curated record